UUGCCCAGCCGCGGCCAAUCAGCGUCCUCCCCGACCUCCCCCCUCGCUCGGGCUGCGGCGCGCUGAGGGCUCCGAGCGGCGCCUCCAUUUAAAGGGGCCGCAGCCGCGACCCGAACCUUGGGUGGGCUCCGGGAAGCGCGGGCGGUGGGCGGAGACCUGCGUCGGUGUCGCCGUCGCCGCUUCAGCGGGGGGAAGGCGGCGGCGGCGGGGUCUGCUGCCGCAGUUGUAAGCUGCUCCUGAAUGGAUUCCAGCGAAUUUCCUGGGUCUUUAGGCCCCCUGUCUCUACCUGACAAGCCCCUGAUUGGAGACCUCCCUGCAGACAUGGAGUUCGGAGAGGAUUUGCUGGCCUCCCAGACGGCCUCCAUCCCGCAAGCCUCCGCUCUCCAGCCCCAAGAGAUGGAGUGGGAAGCACCCAAGCAAACCGAUUCGGACGGCAACUUAGACCUCGGCUUGGUGAAAGCAGACGACUUGUCGGAUCUGAGCAAGCCCAACAGCCUGGCCCUUGAUAAACCUGACGUUUUGGCUAUCUCGGAGAAGGCCGGCUUCCUGGAUAGCUUGAGCAAAGAGGAUGAGCUGGACGCUCCGGAGAAGCCUGAGGAGGUGGACAGCUUGUACAAGGCACAUGCUUCUGAGGACCCUGAGGAUGGGCCCGGAGACCCUUCUGCGUCGGGAACCGAAGCUCUCGUGCCGGAAGCGUGGGAAGAAGAAGGCGCCUCGAAAGCGGACUCCGAAGGCUCCAAAGACGGCAGGGCGGAGAGCGCGGCCUCCCUCCCUGAGAGCACUGUGGCGGAGUCGCCCAAGGCGGCGGAGGUGAGCAGCGCGCCGCCCUCCCGAGAGCCAGCAGCCUCGCCUGGUGGCUCGCCGACAAGUCCGCGGCUGGCGAAGAAAGCCCGGUUGAAAUCCCCCCGGAAAAGCUCGCCGGUGCGGAAGGAGGACGUGGCGGUGUCCACAGAGGAGGCGGAGGAGCCCGUGGUCAACAGCACGUCUGAGCCUCCUCCCGAGCAGGUGGACGGGAGCCCGGCUGAGGCUGCGAAAGAGCAAGAGAGCAGCUCCAGCCAGAAAGACGCGGCCGAGUCCAAAGCACAAGAGACUGAACAGGCCGCCCCACUGCCAGGGGAAGACCCUGGGGCCAAGGGGAGCGAGCAGCCGGUGGAAAAGAAGCAGAAGAGGAGCGAGCGAGCCAGGAGGGCAGAGGUGUCUCGGCCUGAAACGGUCAACUCCUCAGAGAGCAUCCCCGUCUCCGACGAGGAUUCGGACGCCAUGGUGGACGACCCCAACGACGAGGACUUCGUCCCCUGCAGCACCCGGCGCACCACCCGCAUGUCCCUGCGCAACCAGAUGGCCCAGCGGGCGGCCCGCUCCACCGCCACCAAGAUGACUUGUGCCAACUGCCGGACACCGCUGCAGAAGGGGCAGACGGCCUACCAGCGCAAGGGCCUGCCCCAGCUCUUCUGCUCCAGCUCUUGCCUCACCACCUUCUCCAAGAGGCCGCUCACCAAGCGGAACUGCACCUUCUGCAAAAAGGAGAUUUGGAACACCAAGGACUCUGUGGUGGCCCAGAUUGGCUCGGGCAGCUCUUUCCACGAGUUCUGCACCGCGGUGUGUCUCUCGCUCUACGAAGCCCAGCAGCAGAGACCGGCGCCCCAGACGGCAGAAGCCUCGGACACGGUCCGUUGCAGUGUGUGCUACAAACCCGGAGAGAUCCAGCACGAGGUCAGCAACGGCAACGUGGUGCACCGCAUCUGCAGCGACGCCUGCUUCACCAAGUUCCGGGCCACCAAGGGGCUGAAAACCAACUGCUGCGACAAUUGCGGCCUCUACUUGUACAACAAGGGGCUGCCGCUGGAGUACCUUUUCCACGAGGGGCAGCAGAAGCGCUUCUGCAACACCGCUUGCCUCAACAGCUACAAGAAGAAGAACACCCGGGUCUAUCCGUGCAUGUGGUGCAAGACGCUCUGCAAGAACUUCGACAUGCUGUCCCACAAAGACCGGAACGGCAAAAUGGGCCUCUUCUGCUCCAUCUGCUGCACCACCUCCUACAAAGUCAAGCAGGCCGGCCUGACAGGACCCGCUCGGCCUUGCAGCUUCUGCCGGAAGACUCUGCCCGAGCCCUGCUACUACAACAAGAACGAGCAGGUGGUGUACCAGUUCUGCAGCCCCAGUUGCUGGACUAAAUUCCAGCGCACCAGCCCGGAAGGUGGGAUCCACUUGACCUGCCACUCCUGCCACAACCUCUUCACUGGGAAGCCUGAGAUCCUGGACUGGCAGGACAAGGUCUACCAGUUCUGCUGCCGCGACUGCUGCGAGGACUUCAAGCGCCUGCGCGGGGUGGUGUCCCAGUGCGAAUACUGCAAGCAAGAGAAGCUGCUGCAUGAAAAGAUCCGCUUCUCGGGGGUGGAGAAGAACUUUUGCAGCGAAGGUUGUGUGCUUCUUUACAAACAGGAUUUCACCAAGAACCUGGGCCUUUGCUGCAUCACCUGCACCUACUGCUCCCAGACGUGCCAGCGGGCCGUCACUGAGCAGCUGGAGGGCAACACAUGGGACUUCUGCAGCGAAGAGUGCAAAGGCAAAUACCUGCUGUGGUACUACAAGGCAGCCCGAUGCCAUGCCUGCAAGCGCCAGGGGAAGCUGUUGGAAACCAUCCACUGGCGAGGGCAAAUCAAACACUUCUGUAACCAGCAAUGUCUGCUACGGUUUUAUAACCAACAAAACCAGCCCAACCUGGACACCCAGAAAGGGCCGGAGAGUCUGCUGAACAGUCAGACCCCAGAGCCAAAGCAGCCCUCUUCCGCCCCACAGAAAACGGAGACCAAUGCGGUGCCUGCAAAGAACAGCUCGGCCUCGUCGGCACCCGCUGCUCCCCCUCCUCCGCCGCCGCCGCCGCCACCGCCUCAGCCGGUCACCCCGCGGAAGAACAAGGCGGCCAUGUGCAAGCCUCUUAUGCAGAACCGAGGAGUCUCGUGCAAGAUCGAGAUGAAGUCCAAGGGGUGUCAGACAGAAGAUGACUGGAAGCCGCAGGUGGUCGUGCUGCCCGUCCCUGUGCCCAUCUUUGUGCCUGUGCCUAUGAACAUGUACUGCCAGAAAGUACCCGUGCCUUUCUCCAUGCCUGUCCCGGUGCCUGUGCCAAUGUUUCUGCCCACCACGCUGGAGAGCACGGAGAAGAUAGUGGAGACCAUAGAGGAGCUGAAGGUGAAAAUCCCUUCCAAUCCCCUGGAGGCCGACAUCCUGGCCAUGGCCGAGAUGAUCGCUGAGGCGGAGGAGCUGGACAAAGCCUCUUCGGAUCUCUGCGAUCUAGUGAGUAACCAGAGUGCAGAAGGCCUCCUGGAGGACUGUGACCUCUUUGGGCCAGCCAGAGACGACGUGCUGGCCAUGGCGGUCAAGAUGGCAAAUGUCCUGGAUGAGCCGGGUCAGGACUUGGAGGCAGACUUCCCCAAAAACCCCUUGGACAUCAACCCCAGUGUGGAUUUCCUCUUUGACUGUGGCCUGGUGGGGCCGGAGGACGUCUCUGCAGACCAGGACUUGCCCCGGGCCAUCCGCAAGGGCCAGAAGCGCCUGGUGCUCUCGGAGAGUUGUUCCCGGGACUCCAUGAGCAGCCAGCCCAGCAUCACGGCCCUCAACUAUUCCUACGGCGUGAAUGCCUGGAAGAGCUGGGUGCAGGCCAAGUACGCCGGGGGCGAAACCAGCAAGGGGGACGAGCUGCGCUUUGGCCCCAAGCCCAUGCGGAUCAAGGAGGACAUCCUGGCCUGCACGGCAGCAGAGUUGAACUACGGCCUGGCCCAGUUUGUCAAGGAAAUCACCCGUCCCAACGGCGAGCGCUACGAACCUGACAGCAUCUAUUACCUCUGCCUUGGCAUCCAGCAGUACUUGCUGGAGAACAACCGCAUGGUGAACAUCUUCACGGACCUCUACUACCUGACCUUCGUGCAGGAGCUCAACAAGACGCUGAGCGGCUGGCAACCCACAACCCUGCCCAACAACGCCGUCUUCUCCCGCGUCGAAGAGGAGCACCUCUGGGAAUGCAAGCAGCUGGGCGUCUACUCCCCGUUCGUGCUGCUCAACACGCUCAUGUUCUUCAACACCAAGUUCUUUGGGCUGCAGACGGCGGAGGAGCACAUGCAGCUCUCCUUCACCAACGUCAUCCGGCAGUCGCGCAAGUGCAGCACGCCCCGGGGCACCGCCAAGGUGGUGAGCAUCCGCUACUACGCUCCCGUGCGGCACCGGAAGGGGCGAGACGGCGGCGUUGGUGGCGUUGGCGGCGGCCUCGGCAAGCGGAAGAGGGAGGAGGAAACGCCGGUCCUGGAGCAGCGGGAGAACCGCAUGAACCCUUUGCGCUGCCCCGUCAAGUUCUACGAGUUUUACCUCUCUAAAUGCCCCGAGAGCCUUCGGAACCGCAACGACGUCUUCUACUUGCAGCCCGAGCGGUCGUGCAUCGCCGAAUCGCCGCUGUGGUACUCGGUCAUCCCCAUGGACAAAAGCAUGCUCGAGAGCAUGCUGAACCGCAUCCUGGCCGUGCGCGAGAUUUACGAGGAGCACAGCCGCGGCGGCGGCGGCCUGGAUGACGACAUGGACUGAGCCGGCCCGCCUCUUGCCAGAGGGAGAUUGUGGGGCCCUGCCGCGCCGACCAGCGGCCGGGGGACGGCCGGGUGUGGCUUGCUACCCCUUCCCUGUCUGGGUCGAUGACAGGCACGUAGGACUCUUACCACUCCCCCACCAUGCUAGCGGACGGU
Elgaria multicarinata webbii is the source of this 4727-nucleotide messenger RNA. RefSeq names its product zinc finger MYM-type containing 3 (gene ZMYM3). NCBI's taxonomy places the organism in Eukaryota, Metazoa, Chordata, Lepidosauria, Squamata, Anguidae. Bases 241 to 4572 code for a protein of 1443 amino acids. The transcript has 25 exons. Gene Ontology annotation, molecular function: zinc ion binding. The record is from RefSeq and is a predicted model, not a curated record.